AAGAUGACAGGAAAAGCAGGCCACAACCCGGAUAAGCGGAACCUCAGCAAGAGUAUACUGCAGAUGAAGUUUAUGUCACGGUCCAACGGGGACGAUGAGUUGAACGCAGCCAGCAGUAACAGGGACACACAGUGGAUUGUAGACUCCGGAGGGGUUCCCGAGAGAAAUAUCAUUAUUGACGAGAGUUACAUGAAACUAGAGGAUCUCUGUGAGAUUGGGAGAAUCACUUCAAAACAGUUUAACCCUUACAUCGAGAAACUACUUGCUGAGAAGAAUCGCCUGAAAAAUUCAGAUGACAAAUCAGAGGAGGAGGUUGAAGAGAUGGAUGGAGUGACAGCUUCUGAAAUGAGCUCCAGGUACAACAGUCUGGUAUCCAACAAUAAGAAGAGAGCUCCUGGACUAGGAGAGGACUCUUCCGACGAGGAGGAACUUGUGGAGACAAACAAGGAGAGAAGGAAGUUCCUGAAACCUGCUUAAUUAGAAACUCAAUUAGGAUUAGAUUUAAUUCAAGAGCAGCUCAAUGGGUGGUUAUUUGUGGAGGAAGAGUGUUUUAAAGUUUUUAUUGCUUCAGAGUUUUACUCGCCGAUUAUGAUCUUUUUUAGUAUAUUUUUUAAUUUUUUGACGUUUACUUUAAUGGUUUCUGUCCGAGCUAAGAAAAAGUGUGGGUUUUAUCAUUUGUUUUAUCCACUACACCCCACUAUUAGUAACUGUGCGAAUAGAUAGUACGAGGAUUUAAUUUAAAACUGCAAUGAUUUAUUUCAUUAUGCUAAUCAAGUAGCUCGAACCGAGGACCGUUAACUUUGCUCUCUUAUUUUAACUAAUAACUACCGUCGUGAUUUAUUUAUUAAUUUAUUUGGUAAAUUAAUAAACCACUGCAGAAAUCACAACAGCAUGGCUAAAUUGGUGCAGCUUUACCAACAUUUUGUACAAUGUUGAACUUUUUAAACUGGGAUGACUGUACCUUGUGAAAAUGUGUUUAAAUAUAGUUUAUAUAUAGUAUGGAAAUAAUUUUAAUGUUUCCGUCGUUCUGUCAAAUGGUCACUUAAAUUAUCAAACUAUAAAACUAGUGUUGCUUGCACCACUAUUUGCCGGGAAUAUCUGCACGCUUUACUUACUACUAAUUAUGCUACUUUCACAAGGUAUUAGUUAAGAUUAAUUUAUUAACAAGA
Molecule: messenger RNA, 1169 nt
Organism: Bolinopsis microptera
Lineage: Eukaryota; Metazoa; Ctenophora; Tentaculata; Lobata; Bolinopsidae
Exons: 4
Coding region: 4-477 (157 amino acids)
Biological process (GO): maturation of 5.8S rRNA
Source: RefSeq, a predicted model, not a curated record